AUGUCUUCAAGAACGUUCUACCCGCAGACCCCCGUCGAGUUCAGCUCCAGUCUCAUCUCGUCUCUGGACAGUUCUGUCGAGACAAACUUCUCUAGACAGCAAGUUUCGGCCCAGGUUGUUGAAAAAGAGGUCAACAAGAAGCUCAAGUCGCUGGAAAACAACAAGCUCGCCAAACUCGACGCAAAGCUCUCGUCGCUUCUUUUGCCAGCCAAGGACGACGGUGCUAGCGUCGCGUCCGUGAACGAGCAGCUGACAAAGGCGGCCGACGGCCUGAAAAAGCUCAACGACGCCAAACCGGUCAAAUCCGCGUCACUCGUCCAGGCAGAAACGGCCGUCGCUAAUUGCAUCAAAGCCAACAAGGACAAACCUCUCAAUUGCUGGGACGAGGUCGAGAAGUUCAAAAAACUCGCCAAACACUAA
Messenger RNA from Ogataea philodendri, 420 nucleotides. RefSeq lists its product as uncharacterized. The transcript has a single exon. NCBI's taxonomy places the organism in Eukaryota, Fungi, Ascomycota, Pichiomycetes, Pichiales, Pichiaceae. The coding region runs from base 1 to 420 and encodes 139 amino acids. The record is from RefSeq and is a predicted model, not a curated record.